UAUCGGGAUGGGUUGGCCCACCUCCAAAGCCGGCAAAACAAAAACAUACUUUCCUACAGUUUCUUGAAUAUUCCAUGGAAUAAUUUUGAUUCUACAUGAGAUCCAUGAGCCAACCCAACAAUGGAAGAUAGCAACGAAGAGAUUGAACCAUGCCGUAGUGUUGGGCCCCACGAGUUGGACGUGGUGAAGAGCCAGGCGGUGAUUAAGCUGUCUCCUGUGCAGCUGCCCGCCCACUUCAAGCGGCUGGAGUGCAACACCAACUUGAACUUGCCGCCGCUUAACUGGCUGACCACUUCGCAUAGUAGCCAUGGUCUUCACCAGGCUCUGUACCAGAGUGCCGGAUUUGCCAGCUUUCGAUUGGGCCAGAUGUUUCCAGACUGCGUGGGAGAAGUGGAUGUAGUCAGCGAUGCAGAAAACAUCAAACAGCUGUUGAAGCUGCCCUACAGCGCCCAGAGCGCCAUUAGCAUGGUGGUGCAUAAGGUGGGAAACACGCUGCUUCUCGACGAGUUCGAUAUUCAGAAAUAUCUGCUGCGGAAGGCGGACGACGACUGGAAGUGGCUGCGUACCUUCAUCCUGGAGCACAUACUGACCUACGGUGAUAAGCGACCGAAUUACUGCCUGAAGGAGCGAUCUCGAGAGGCACUCCAGACUAAGAAUUUACUCUCCAAGUUCCUGUACCACAGUCUCAAGCAAAAUGCCGGGGACCCUGAGCACGAGAUGACUCCUACGCCCACGCAGCUUACCAGUCGGCGUCAGGGCUUGCCCAUAACUGGGCCCGUUCUGCCCGAGCCGAAGAUCGAGGAGAAUGUGCCAGAUCCGAAGUCGAGCCAUGCCUUUAACAGGAACGUGGUGUGGACUUUUGAGGACAUUCGCAUGCUUAUUGGAACAGACAUGCCCAUCUUUGGCGGCCCCAACAGACCCUGUAUUAGCUUGAGGCUAAGAGAUGCUGCCCAGCCCAUAAAUGUACUCACCGGAAUCGAUUACUGGUUGGACAACCUCAUGUGCAACGUUCCUGAGGUGGUGAUGUGCUAUCACCUGGAUGGAAUUGUGCAAAAGUACGAGAUCAUCAAGACUGAGGACUUGCCGUAUCUGGAGAACUCGCAGUUUUCGCCCCAAGUGGUGCGGAACGUGGCGCAGAACAUCUUGGCCUUUUUGAAAGCGAAUGCCACGAAGGCGGGUCAUACUUACUGGCUCUUCAAAGGCCGCAACGAUGACGUGGUGAAGCUGUACGACCUGACCACUCUCUGCCAGAGCCAAUCCGAAAAGAAUGAAAACAAUCCGCCGCAGCAGCAGGUUAAUCCGUUUACCGUGCCGGUUGGCAUGCUUCUGUAUUCCGUGGCCAGGAACAUGAAGAACAGUCUUCCCAAGAUAAGUCCUAAGGCUGCGGGAAAUAUUAGAGCCCUGUUGGACAAUUGCAUCAAGUUGCUGCCCAAGGAGCAGUACCCACAGAUUGUAAGCUCCUCGCACUAUAUACUGUCGGAUCUACACGUGCCUGCCGGGAUUGAUCCCAAGGCUCCCAAGUUUGAGGAGCUGGACUCCGACGAGCAAUCUCUCUACGACGAUGACGAGGAGGACGAAGAGGACUAUGACGAUGAUCUAUUGGACUACCCAAGUGAUAAGAACUACCAGAGCAGCGAGCAAGGGGGUGGCAGAGCCAAUGUUGCCGUGCGACACAUAUGUGAUGCUCUGCGGGACUUUAAAUCGAACGCCAAGAAGUCCCAGCCAGCACCUCUGCUGGCCAACACCUCGGAGAGGUGCAGCAUCUCCUUGGAGCACAUUAGUGCAGGACUAUCCUGCCUGCAGUACUUCAAUGGAAGUCAGGAGGAGAAGCUCAAGGAGACGGAGACUCAUGCCAAGCAGGAGGAGAAACGACGGAUUCUACACGAAGAGCAGAAUCCCAACAUGGCCAAGCCUUUCAGUGCCAUUCCACUGCCCUAUGAGCAACUGAAGCAGACACAACACCAGCCUCAGCCUUCUCCGAUCAACACCAAGAAAACGAAGAAUAAGGGAAGCAAGACCAAGGAGCUGGCAAAGACCCCCAGCACUGCUAGCAACCAGCAGCUAAGCGCCAAGUUCAACACCCAACACUUUGGCUCUUGGAAUGUCCACUUGAAGCUCCUGCUUCUGGAAAAGGCCUGCCUAACAUUCGCCACCUUGGCGGAACACAAUUACGAGACCCACAGCUACGGGAGUACUCUGCGGUCUAUCGAGCUGGCCUGCCGAUGCCAACAGGUGCUGAACAAGUACAUGGCCAACGUGGUUUCGCAGCAGAGUUGCUUGCUCGGCCGGGCAGGAGACUGCUUCUUCCAGAUGUCCAAGCACUGGGAGGCCAUCGAUGAGUAUGUCAAGCAGUUCGAAGAGGUGGACGGUCCGAUGCGUACCAUAAAUGAUGAGCUCACCAUGGAGUUGGAUGGCGAGGAGGAGGAUGCGUUGCCUACAUUGGCACCCGUGAAAAACGUGGAGCAGGUGAUGCUGCUGAGCUGUAAGUGCUAUGAGCAGGCCCUGGAACAUGCCAAGAAAACGGAGAGCAACGAACUGCUCAGGAGACUGGGAAACGUACGAAACGAACUCGGUCUCAAGUACAUGUACUGGGCUCAGGAGGAGUACAGCGACAUGAUGAAGAAAAAGGAUGAAACUAAAGCCAGCGAGGAUUCGAGUCCAAGCAGCGAGCCUCUCUAUGUGAAACUGACUGUCAAUUCUUAUGAUUGCCUGCGACGCGGCAUUGAAGCCUUCACUGCCGUGCAGGAUAAUGUUAACCUGGCCUUUCUCUACUGCAACAUGGGCAGGUUUAUGCGCCUGCGGGCUCACCUCACCAUGCCUAAUGAAAGUGCCAUUGCCUUAGACACCCAAAAAGCCUUCUAUAACGAGGCCUUCAACUUUUACGAAAAGGCCAAAGAUUGCCUAGACACCCGAAAGGCAAAUGCCGAGCUCUGGGACCUUGUCCAAUGGGAACUAUCCACUGCCACUUUUACCCUAGCCAAACAGCUGCAGGACUACAGUGCUGCCGAUAAAUCCACUCUGGUGGAAGCCUCCAAAGAGGUGCUUGAGCUCUUACAGAAAUCGCUUAAGUUGUGCGACGUGGAGCAUGCUGGAGCACGGCAAGUGCUCUACAGUUUUCGAUCUGGUCUGAUACACAAGAGAAUCGCCUCUUUCCAUUAUGCCCAGCUGCGUUCUUAUGGCAACUGUGAGUUUUCCCAGCUGCCCAAACCUACUCUGCAACUCUGCAAAUAUCACUAUGAAAAGGCCACUCAGAUACUGGAGGCUUUGAAGGAGGUGGGUGACCUUUUGGUGGUGCAGCUGGAGAGGAUUUCCCUGCAUGAGUUUCUUGCAGAACUUUCCACACACCCCGCUCAAAAGAUCAAGCAAAUGCAAGCGGCUUUGGACAUUUGCAUGCAGUGCCAAGUCAUUUUUAAACACGUCAUCGACUCUAACCAGGUGGCCCAGAACGAUGACGAGUUUGCCGGCCAUUUGACGCUUUUUGAGAGCCGUUUGCAGAAUGCUCUGAAGACGCUCACCAAACUGCUGCUGACCGGCAAGGACCCGAAACAGCUGUCCAAGCUGUACAAGCGCAUGUAUAUGGAAACCUUGACUGGGAAACAAGGGACAGGGGCCCAGAAAGUAGAAGCAGCCGGCGUCGAGCAUUUGCACACGCUUCUGGCCCGGCUGCGUACCAUGUGCGACACUCAACUGGCCAGCGAUUAGUACGUGUCUUUGGCGGAUUUCACCCAAUAUAGCAAAGAGCCGAGAGAGGCAUUGGUUUUUUAAAAAAAUUCAGUGCAUUGCUCGUCGCUUGUUUAUUGAUGUUCUGGUGAAUUUCUUCAGAUGAUGUCUCAUCUCGUUCAUCCUCGCCUCCCGCACCCGCAGUCUUCGCUUCCCAGAUGCUCCGCUCCGAUCUGCAAUACAACCAGCACCAGCAGCACAGCCGUCUGUAGGAUCUGGAAAAAUUCGAAGCCACCAAUCACAUAACCAAUCAACCAGAUAGUCCCAUCUCAGCCAAUCUCACCUUGCAGCGCAGACUCUCCAUUUUGUGGUUUUCUGUGUUCUGGGACCCAACAGUUCGGCUCUUAUAAAGUCUGAGGGCCCUGGCCCAAACGUGUCGCUCAUCUAGAUUAAUGGCCAAAUAUCUAGUGCCACAAUUACUGCUGGAUGCUCAGAUGGCCAUUGCUCUUAACUGUUGCGGUUUCAUCGAAGUCUUUCUCUUGGGCCACGCCUAACAUGGCAUCGUAAAUGCUGUUAAUAUUUAAUAUUUAUCGUUCGUUUGCUAGUUCAAGUUCCCAGUUUCCUGUACCCCCUACAAGUAUACAUUUUUACUUAAUUCAUAAGAGUAAUUAUAACCAAACGCUUAAGAAUA
Messenger RNA from Drosophila bipectinata, 4351 nucleotides. Its product is annotated as erythroid differentiation-related factor 1. Gene Ontology annotation, biological process: positive regulation of DNA-templated transcription. NCBI's taxonomy places the organism in Eukaryota, Metazoa, Arthropoda, Insecta, Diptera, Drosophilidae. The record is from RefSeq and is a predicted model, not a curated record.